This is a messenger RNA of Scomber scombrus (Atlantic mackerel), 730 nucleotides long. It is a transcript of the gene tnfb, whose product is annotated as tumor necrosis factor b (TNF superfamily, member 2). Lineage: Eukaryota; Metazoa; Chordata; Actinopteri; Scombriformes; Scombridae. Gene Ontology annotation, biological process: immune response. The transcript is spliced from 3 exons. Gene Ontology annotation, molecular function: tumor necrosis factor receptor binding. Gene Ontology annotation, cellular component: membrane. The record is from RefSeq and is a predicted model, not a curated record. The coding region runs from base 26 to 655 and encodes 209 amino acids.
UUUUCUGCCAAGAACAAGAAUUUAUAUGUUUAGAUUUCUAAUCAAGCUGCUGUUUGUCUCCUCGGUACAGAUGGAAUCAACCAGAACAGAAGCACUAACGGGGAGGGACACUGCUGAGAAAAAAAAUCCCCACGACACACUGAGGCGAAUCAGCAGCAAAGCCAAAGCAGCCAUCCACUUAGAAGGGAGUUAUGAUGAUGAUGAUGAAGAAUGGAGUUUGCCAGCCACGUUGGAGUGGAGGUGCGGUCAGGGCCAGGCCUUUGCUCAGGGCGGCUUCCAACUGGUAGAAAACCAGAUUGUGAUCCCGCAUUCCGGCCUCUACUUCGUCUACAGCCAGGCAUCAUUCAGAGUUUCCUGCAGCGAUGGUGACGAGCAGGGAGCGGGAAGAAAUCUCACACCUCUCAGCCACAGGAUCUGGCGCUAUUCGGACUCUGUGGGCACCAAGGCCUCACUGAUGAGCGCGGUGAGGUCGGUAUGUCAGCACACUCCUCAGGAUGACGACGACGACAGAGUGGAGCAGGGCUGGUACAACGCCAUAUAUCUUGGUGCUGUGUUUCAGCUGAAUAGCGGAGACAAACUCUGGGCAGAAAUCAACCAGCUUUCAGCGCUUGAGACCGAUGAUGGCAAGACUUUCUUUGGUGUGUUUGCACUUUGAAAUGACUGUGAUAUACUGUGAUACUAGGUACAAUGUUCUGUACAUGGCCAUUCAUUUUUUGCUUUUUUAACAGUA